CGCGCCGCUGGAGGCGCCGCUUCCUCUCCGUGCCCCAGCGUGGGCGCGCGCUAUGGAGCCCGGAUUUUGGAUCGGCGGCGAGUUUGAGGACUCGGUGUUCGAAGAGGGGCCGCAGCGGCGGCCUGGGCCUCCCGCGCCCUACCGCGCCAAGCGCUGCGAGCCGCAGUGGUUUUAUGAAGAAACAGAAAGCAGUGAUGAUGUUGAAGUUCUAACUAUCAAGAAAUUCAAAGGGGACCUGGCCUACAGACGACAGGAGUAUGAGAAAGCACUGCAGGAGUAUUCCAGUAUCUCUGAAAAAUUGUCAUCUACCAAUUUUGCCAUGAAAAAGGAUGUUCAAGAAGGCCAGGCUCGGUGCCUAGCUCACCUGGGAAGGCACGUGGAAGCUCUAGAGAUUGCUGCAAACUUGGAAAAUAAAGCAACCAACACAGACCAUUUAACCACUGUGCUCUACCUCCAGCUUGCUAUUUGUUCAAGUUUGCAGAACUUGGAGAAAACAAUUUUCUGCCUGCAGAAACUGAUUUCUCUGCAUCCUUUUAAUCCUUGGAGCUGGGGCAAGUUGGCAGAGGCUUACCUGAAUCUGGGUCUGGCUCUUUCAGCAUCAUUUGCAUCAUCUCAGAGACAGAACAGUUUCACCUCAACUGACGAAACUAUCCAGUCCUCCUUUUCACACUCAGGAAAGGAUUAUCCUUUGUGCUUCCCUGAAACUGUGCCUGAGAGCUCUGUAUUUUCCGUAGAAGCAAGUGGCAGUAAUGGCCAGAAAACUGAGAAAGCUUUUAAAAACAGUCAGAACUGUGUAUCUGGAAGGGGAGAAGCGGUGUUGAUGGAGACUCAGAUGAAAGCAUGUGCCUCUCUGAUUCGAACCAGACUUUUACUUCAGUUCACCCAGUCUCAGCAAACAUCAUUUGCUUUGGAGAGGAACCUAAGGACUCAACAGGAAAUUGAAGAUAAAAUGAAAGGGUUCAGCUUCAAAGAAGACACUUUGCUGUGGAUCACUGAGGUUAUGGGAGAAGAUAUCAUUCCAGAAAAAAUAAAAGAUGAAGUUCACUCAGAAGUGAAAAGCAUUGGCUCUGCAGCUCUGACUGCCUUGGUGACCGCAUCCUCGAAAGAAUUUGAAGACAAGUGGUUCAGAAAGAUCAAAGACCAUUUCUGUCCCUUUGAAAAUCAGUUCCAUACAGAGAUACAGAUCUUGGCUUAGAGGUCCAUUGAAAAACAAAAACAUCUUGCACUGUAUUAAUUGUCCUUAUUUUCUUCAGACAGGAUCUGCUGAUCAUGGAAAACAGUGAAUUUAUAAAGAUGACUUCUUUCCCAGAUUGUUUAUACUGA
Molecule: messenger RNA, 1323 nt
Organism: Sciurus carolinensis (gray squirrel)
Lineage: Eukaryota; Metazoa; Chordata; Mammalia; Rodentia; Sciuridae
Gene: C1H8orf76
Product: chromosome 1 C8orf76 homolog
Exons: 6
Coding region: 53-1195 (380 amino acids)
Molecular function (GO): protein binding
Source: RefSeq, a predicted model, not a curated record